CAAAUGUUGAAAGAAAUGGAGAAGACAAAAGAGAUGAUUUGAAAAUGACUUGACAGCGACCUCCUAAUCCACCUGAAAUCACUUUGUCAACACGCCUGAUGUAGUUGACAAAAAAGGAUUAAAGCUCAGCCUCUUUAAUUGACUAACAUACAUGUAUAUAAGAGGGUCAUGCAGCUAUAGAUGAGACAUUUUCCAUAUUUUGUUUCCAACCCAACAAACUUACAUCCCAAUGAUCACAAUCUAUGCGUUUUCCGCAAAUAACGCCAAUUUGCUUAUCCCAUUGGGCAUCUAAUUAAAGAGCAGAAUUCGCAUGAACACAUCAUCUUGUUAUAAGUCAAUCCAACAUGAAGACAAACAAUCAACCAAUCCUGCAUGGCUUCAUCUAAAAAUCACAAGCUCAAAGUCUUCUUCUUCCCCUUCCUAGCCACCGGCCACAUUCUCCCUAUGGCCAAUCUCGCCCGCCUCUUCUCCGACCGUGGCAUCAACUCCACCAUCAUCACCACUCCCGCUAACUCCACUCUCCUCCACCUCCCCUCCUCCGUCAACCUCCUCCUCCUCCCUUUCCCUCCAACCUCAGAAACCAAUCUCCCGGUUAACUGCGAAAACACUGCCUCCCUUCCCAACUCAAACCCCAAUUCCUCUCACAUCUCUAACCUCUUCAAAGCCAUCGAACUUCUUCGAAAACCCUUUACCGAUCUCCUCCAACAACACCAACCCGACUUCUUGAUUUCCGACUGGGUCUACUCUUGGACUGCUGACCUCGCACAGUCUCUAGGCAUACCUAGGCUCACAUUUCAGACCUGCAGUGCUUUCUGCAAUGUUAUUUGCAAUCAAAUCCACGAGCACAAGCCACAUCUUGGUAUCAACGGUUUGAUGCCAUUUCAAGUGCAUGGUGUCGGUCACAGGAUUGAAAUGGUGAAGGGUGAAUUGCCUGUCGUUUUUGACCACCCUUUUGUAUUUGACAUGUUUCGAGAUGCUGAGAUGAAGAGCUAUGGCACAAUUAUGAAUAGCUUCUACGAACUGGAGCCGUUGUAUGUCGAUUUCCUUAGAGCUACGAGAAAGCUGUGGUGCGUUGGGCCAGUUGGUUUUGGAGACAAUCAACAAGUAGAGAAGAUAAAAAAAUGGCUAGACUCCAAAGAUCCUGAUAGCGUCAUAUACGUUUGUUUUGGCAGUGAAUGCACUGUUUCGGCUUAUCAGAUAAAUGAGAUGGCAAGGGGGUUGGAGGCUUCUGGUCAUCCUUUUAUAUGGGUCUUGAGGAUUGAUGACAUAGUGUUGCCAUCUGGAUUUGAGGCAAGGAUGGAAAUGGGAGAAAGCAAAGGGUUAGUUCUGAGAGGAUGGGCCCCACAGGCGAUGAUAUUGAGGCACCCUUCAGUUGGAGGAUUCAUGACACAUUGUGGAUGGAACUCAAUAUUGGAAGGAGUUAGUGCAGGGUUGCCAAUGGCAGCAUGGCCGCUGCAGUCGGAGCAGUUCAUCAAUGAGAAGAUGGUGGUCGAGGUGUUGGAGAUUGGAGUGAAGGUGUUGAGAGCGGUGGGUGAUGUUGUUGAUGAGGAGAUUGUGAGGAAAUCGGUUGAAUUGUUGAUGGGAGGAGAGCAACAGAGUUUAGAAAUGAGGAUGAGAGCCAAAGAGUAUCAAGCGAAGGCGAGAGCAGUGAUGGAGAAAGGGGGAGCAUCUUAUGAAGAUUUGAGCCAUUUGAUUGAAGAAAUGGAGGAAUAUGCUAAGAAGAGAAAAAUGGGUGGGGGAUGAAGAAAACUGAAAAUACGAAUAAAACAUUACGUUGACAGAAUAAAUUAGAUGCACCAGCAUUGAUAGUUCUAUCAGUUUAUCAGCUUAGUAAUAACAGUCUUAAUAUAAAUAUCAUACAAAAGCUGUAUUAGACGACAUAGAGAGAUUGUUAUUAAAUAUCAGCCGACAUAAUCUUAAACAUUUUUUGUUGGCAAAAGGAUAGCUGACAUAAUAUUA
This is a messenger RNA of Asparagus officinalis (garden asparagus), 1959 nucleotides long. RefSeq names its product scopoletin glucosyltransferase-like. The transcript has a single exon. The record is from RefSeq and is a predicted model, not a curated record. Lineage: Eukaryota; Viridiplantae; Streptophyta; Magnoliopsida; Asparagales; Asparagaceae. Gene Ontology annotation, molecular function: UDP-glycosyltransferase activity. Bases 373 to 1743 code for a protein of 456 amino acids.